Molecule: messenger RNA, 1005 nt
Organism: Entrophospora sp. SA101
Lineage: Eukaryota; Fungi; Glomeromycota; Glomeromycetes; Entrophosporales; Entrophosporaceae
Source: the annotation of a GenBank genome assembly
AUGCCCGGACGCAUACUUUUCAGAUAUACCGUUGAAGAAGUGGCAAGACACAAUGACAUUUCUGACCUUUGGGUAAUCCACAAUAAAAAAGUAUAUGAUCUGACAGACUUUGUAACCGAUCAUCCUGGAGGUCCUGAGCUACUUAAAGACUGGGCAGGAAAAGAUGUUUCAAACAUCUUGUCAGAUCCUUCUUCACAUUUGCAUUCUGAAAUAGCUUAUGAAGUAUUAUUAGAGUCAUGUAUAGGAGAAGUGGUCCAAACUGCAGAUGAAUUUGAAGUAAAAAAUACAAACAUAGUUAAUGAUUAUCAAAAAGAAAAAUUUUUGGAUUUAACAAAACCAUUAUUUUUACAAAUGUUUAAUUGUAAUUUCACCAAAGAAUUUUAUCUCAAGCAAAUUCAUCAACCACGCCAUCUUCCAUAUUCAGCAAAGUUAUUCGGAAAUGAUUAUUUAGAAUUAUUGACCAAAACGCCUUGGUACAUUGUUCCAAUUUUAUGGAUUCCAAUAUCAGUUUAUCAUGGAUACAUGGCAUCCGAGGCUUUAAAUCCAUUACUAGUUUUUAUGUUAUUUUUAUGCGGUAUUGUAGUUUGGACUUUACUAGAAUACACUUUGCAUAGAUUUUUGUUUCAUGUUGACAAUUUUUUACCUGAUCAUCCUUAUGCACUUACAAUACAUUUCACCUUGCAUGGAAUACACCAUUAUUUACCUAUGGACAAACUAAGACUUGUCAUGCCACCGGUUCUUGGGGGUGCAAUUGCAUAUCCAAUUAUAACAUUAGGAAAAAUGAUAUUUCCUGAAAAUAUAGCACAUGGUAUAAUUGCUGGCGCAGUAUUUGGUUAUGUUUGUUAUGAUUUGACACACUACCAUCUUCAUCAUGCUAAACCUUUUGGUGACCAUUUCAAAACAAUGAAAACUUACCAUUUGGCUCAUCAUUAUAAAAAUUAUGAAUUAGGUUAUGGAAUUACGAGUAAGGUGUGGGAUAUAGCGUUUAGUACAGAAUUAAAAUAG